AAAUGUCACAGACUGACAGCAGAAGGAUUUGUGUCCAUGGAAAUUCAGCUUGAAUCAGAAAAGCCCAUUCUGUGAUGCUGCAGGGCACCUCCAUUCUGAGAAGUAGAUGCCUGCUGGUGGGUAAUCAAUUAGAAAAUCUAUCUGCCCUUGAGGACUGCUUCUAGUGAGCAUCAAGACUGGCUGCCUUUUCAUCACCUCUUCUAUAGCCACUUACCUCAAUCUCCAAAAGAGAAAAUUCUGACAUCUUAAUUUUAAUGUGAGCAUUUGAUCCAGUGCUUGAGAUAAAUAUAACCCUGAGCAGUAUAGAGAAGGUUUAAUGGGAAAUGGUUGGCAUUCUUUCUUGGUAAAGGCACAGGGAAAAGAGAGAGGCUGAGGGAGAGAGGGAGAAAGGGAGAGAGAGGGAGAGAGAGGGAGAGAGAGAGAGAGGUAAACAGCAGUGGGGAAGACAGAAACAGAUCAGCAAGGCUCCACGGCAGCCUGGAGGCAAGGCUGCUGAGAACUUGACACUUUCCAGACCCCAGCCAGCAUGGUUGUCCUGAAUCCAACGACUUUGGGAAUUUAUCUUCAGCUUUUCUUCCGCUUUGUCGUGUCUCAGCCUACUUUCGUCAACAGUGUCCUCCCAAUUUCAGCAGCCCUUCCUGGCCUGGAUCAGAAGAAACGUGGCAGCCACAAAACAUGCUGCCUGCUGACACCUCCUCCGCCCCCCCUGUUCCCACCACCAUUCUUCAGAGAAGGCCGAAGUCCGCUUCUCUCCCCAGACAUGAAGAAUCUCAUCCUGGAACUGGAGACCACGCAGUCCCCGUGUGUCCAAGGAUCACUCGGCUCCCCUGGGCCUCCCGGCCCCCAGGGUCCACCGGGGCAUCCAGGCAAGACAGGACCAAAGGGAGAAAAGGGGGAGCUUGGCCGACCAGGAAGGAAGGGUAGACCUGGCCCCCCGGGUGUUCCUGGUAUGCCUGGGCCCAUCGGCUGGCCUGGCCCUGAAGGACCCAGGGGUGAAAAAGGUGACCUGGGUCUGAUGGGCUUACCAGGGUCAAGAGGACCAAUGGGCUCCAAGGGCUACCCCGGAUCCAGAGGGGAAAAGGGAUCCAGAGGUGAAAGGGGUGACUUGGGUCCCAAAGGAGAAAAGGGUUUCCCGGGAUUUCCUGGAAUGUUGGGGCAGAAAGGUGAAAUGGGUCCAAAGGGUGAGCCUGGGAUAGCAGGACACAGGGGACCCACAGGAAGACCAGGAAAACGAGGCAAGCAGGGACAGAAGGGAGAUGGUGGAGUUAUGGGUCCACCAGGCAAGCCUGGGCCUUCUGGUCAACCUGGCCGUCAGGGUCCCCCAGGCCCUCCAGGUCCCCCAUCCACAGGACAACUCACAAUGGGACCCAAAGGCGAAAGAGGAUUUCCAGGGCCUCCAGGAAGAUGUCUUUGUGGAACCCCCGUGAAUGUGAAUAACCCUUCUUAUGGGGAAUCCGUGUAUGGGCCCAGCUCCCCGAGAGUCCCUGCGAUUUUCGUGGUCAACAACCAGGAGGAGCUUGAGAGGCUGAACACCAAACAUGCCAUCGCCUUCCGCAAAGACCAGAGGUCCCUGUACUUCAAGGACAGCCUUGGCUGGCUCCCCAUCCAGCUGACCCCCUUCUAUCCUGUGGACUACUCUGUAGACCACCGCGGCUCCUGUGGGGACGGGGUCCUGCAGCCAGGGGAGGAGUGUGACGACGGGAACGACGAUGUGGGUGACGACUGCAUCAGCUGUCACCGGGCAUACUGUGGAGAUGGUCACCGGCACAAGGGCGUGGAAGACUGUGACGGCUCUGACUUUGGCCACCUGACGUGUGAGACCUAUCUCCCUGGGUCAUAUGGGGACCUGCAGUGCACCCCGUACUGCUACAUCGACUCCACACCCUGCCGCUACUUCACCUGAGGAUGCCAGGAGGUGGCUGCAUCGCACGUACCUGCAGCAGCGUCUCCACCCUCAUUCAACUGACCUCGUACCGUCCUGGUCCAGUUUCCACCACCUUCAUUCAACAAAAACAAGGUCAAACUCUUGCUGCUAAGAUGUGCUUUUAACUCAGUCUGACGGGAAGAACUCAGGACCACUGCAUCCUGUCUUAAUCCAAAGUAUUGCAAGACCUCCCACAUGCCCAGCCUGGGAAGGCCCAGGCUCCCACUGGGCUGGUAGCUGACCGACAGUGUCCACUGUCUUCCGGAGUAUGGCCAACCAGGCCCUGGACUGGCUUAGCACUGUUAGACACACAUAGACCUGCAGGCUGUUUGCUUGCAUCCCGGUGGGGGCACCUGGGGCACCUGGGAUAUAGGCCUCUGCCCCUCUGACUUCUGGAAGCCUGGGCAUCUCACCAGGGAAGCCAGCCUCCAGCUCUCUCCAGGCCGGUGAACCACACAGCAGGAAAGGGGGCCCCUUCUCUCAGGGUAGCUCCCAGCUCUAGACCCACUGAGGGACUCCUCAACUACCCACAGCCCAGAACAGCCUCAUGUGGACACUGCUCCCCUAACAAGAGACCCAACCAUGAAGAAGUACUGAGAAAGCCCCAAACCCAUGCUCUGUCUGGUUAGAGGGUGAGGCUCAGCUGGGGUGCCUAUGAGCACAGAGUAGUGAGUAGUGGCCUUCCACUUUUCCAUGUUUCCCCAAGGGCGGCUCUCAUGGUCUCACCACUCCAGACUCCAUCUUGACCUCGUGGCUUUCUGCAGUUUGACUUCCAUCUCACAAAUGCCCCUCAUGUCCAUUUCUGGCUCAGGAGAUUCUCAAGCAAAGUUCAUGCCCAGGCAGGGCUGAGGAGAGCCCCACCCGGGGUUUCCCAUCUGGGACCCAACCACUUCUAGGCAAAGACAGCUUCUGUCCUGAGCUCCGACUGCUGGCUGCCUGCUGACUCUUGUGACCCCCCAUGUCGUCAUAGUGCUAGCCUGGUCCUCAUGUCUGUGUGCCCGAGCCCCACAGGUGUCCGCAGGAUCAUCAGCCUGCACAUCUGUGAGCUGCUUUUCAUCACUGGCUUUCCUGAGUGGGGCCCCAGCUUUGUUUUGGAAAGACAUCUCCGCACGGCAGACCUCAAAUGGGAUUUGCCCAUUUGUUACCAGAUGCAGGGACAUCCUAGGUUUUUGUACAAAGCUAUUUCCUGUGGCUAAGUCUUGGUGACUCAGCAGACAGGAGCGUCUGGUCCAACAGGCCAUCAUACUACAGUAGACGGGGUCGGCCCAAGGGAGGUGUCAUUUGUGGUGGACACAUCAGUCAGCCUGGUUUCCUCAAACUCUACCCCAUGUCCUGGGGUGAUGUUGCUCCCAUGUAAAGCCACCACCUUCAUACUGGGAUCUCUGGUGGGAAAUCAAGAAAUAAAGGCAAAAAGAAAAAGAAAGAAAAGCAGUUCCUUUCCCUGCUGUGGCUCUGUCUUCCUUGGGAGUUUGGAAAGUGUCCAGCAUUGCCGGGUGGAAUGAGGGGGCUUAGUUCAACUCUUCUUUCCAGACUGCAGAGGGUUCUAGAGCUUAGAAGCAGUCCCGCUCCCUCAGGGAUAA
Myotis myotis is the source of this 3504-nucleotide messenger RNA. RefSeq names its product collagen like tail subunit of asymmetric acetylcholinesterase (gene COLQ). Gene Ontology annotation, molecular function: heparin binding. Lineage: Eukaryota; Metazoa; Chordata; Mammalia; Chiroptera; Vespertilionidae. Bases 527 to 1903 code for a protein of 458 amino acids. The record is from RefSeq and is a predicted model, not a curated record. The transcript is spliced from 17 exons.